Clupea harengus (Atlantic herring) is the source of this 6357-nucleotide messenger RNA. RefSeq names its product SREBF chaperone (gene scap). Gene Ontology annotation, molecular function: sterol binding; protein binding. The record is from RefSeq and is a predicted model, not a curated record. Gene Ontology annotation, biological process: regulation of cholesterol biosynthetic process; SREBP signaling pathway. Lineage: Eukaryota; Metazoa; Chordata; Actinopteri; Clupeiformes; Clupeidae. Gene Ontology annotation, cellular component: Golgi membrane; SREBP-SCAP complex; endoplasmic reticulum membrane.
AUCGGUAAGGCAGCCAUGCCAAACGCGUAAUCUUCAUCAGUAACCACGUGAGUUUUGAGAGCCAAUAGAACACUGGGGAACCAUAGAGCAGAAGGGGACGAUUUAGUGCGCUGAACUAUGGAUAGUGUUCUAUGGUACUAGCCCGUAGUGUUACCUCUGUGUACCGCCUUGACAUGAUGCAGUCAGUGUAGCAAUCAGCUUUUCUAAUGAGCUAGCGCGGAAUAUACUUGAUGGUGCGUCCACAAUACAAUACCUGGAGAAGAGUGUUUGAUAAAGAGGAGGGAUCAAUGUAUCUAGGUCCCUGAAUGUUCUCCAGUGUCCCCUGCUCGGCUGCCCGCCGCGCUCCAAUGGCGUCCAGCUGACCCCACCCCUGCAGGAUGAAGGUGCGAGAGCGUCUUCGGGAGAGCAUCUCAGCAGCCUUCUACCGGCACGGCUUGCUAUGUGCCUCCUACCCCGUGCCCAUCAUCCUCUUCACGUCCGCUAGCAUCCUCACAUGCUGUUACCCACUGCUUAAGCUGCCACUGCCUGGCACAGGGCCGGAGAAGUUCACCACCGGCUUGAGAGACUACAUCGUCCCCUCCCAUGAGCCUCAGGGUGACCUCGGGGAGCGGCCAGAGUGGUAUCGAGGGCCUCCAGUGGCCUACAUCCAGCAGGUCCUGGUGAAGGCUGCCAUCUCCCCGUGGGAUACCACCCUAGUGCCGGUGGACGUGUUCCGCUCCCCCCUGGGCCGGGUCUUCACCCUGCUGGAGGAGAUCCGGAACCAUGUGUACUCCGACAGCUCUGGUGUCCGCAGCCUGGAGGCGCUUUGUCUGCAGGUGACUGACCUGUUGCCAGGGUUACGGCGCAUGCGGGCAGUCCUGCCUGAGCACGGCUGCCUGUUGGUCUCCCCCGGCAACUACUGGCAGAACCAGCAGGAUUUAUUUGACUCGGACCCCGACCUCAUGAAGACGGUCCAGAAGCAUGAACCCAAAGGCCUCCACACCUCUGCCACUCUGAGAGACCUGCUGUUUGGCGUACCAGGAAAGCACACGGGAGUCAAUCUGGAUGGCAGGAAGCGUGCGGUCACCUACACCAUCACUAUAGUGCUUAGUCACUACGACGCCAGGUUCCUGAGCAGUCUCCGUGCACGGCUGAAGCAGCUGCACCCCUCAGUGAACUGCAGCCUGCGUGAGGACCACCUGCUGCACGUCCACUUCAAGGAGGAGAUCGGCAUCGCUGAGCUCAUCCCACUGGUCACCACCUACAUCAUCCUCUUCGCCUACAUCUACUUCUCCACCCGUAAGAUUGACAUGGUGAAAUCCAAAUGGGGUCUGGCCCUGGCUGCCGUGGUAACCGUGCUCAGCUCUCUUCUAAUGUCAGUGGGCCUCUGCACCCUCUUUGGCCUGACGCCCACCCUGAACGGAGGAGAGAUCUUUCCAUAUCUGGUGGUGGUCAUUGGGUUGGAGAAUGUGCUGGUCCUCACGAAGUCUGUGGUGUCGACCCCUGUUGAUCUGGAGGUGAAACUACGCAUUGCCCAAGGUCUGAGCAAUGAGAGCUGGUCCAUCAUGAAGAACAUGGCCACGGAGCUUGGCAUCAUUCUCAUAGGAUACUUUACCUUAGUGCCCGCCAUCCAGGAGUUCUGUUUGUUUGCUGUGGUUGGCCUGGUGUCCGAUUUCUUUCUGCAGAUGUUCUUCUUCACCACAAUCCUCUCCAUCGAUAUCCGUCGCAUGGAGCUGGCUGAUCUGAACAGGCGUCUCCCGGCCGAGGCAGGAAUGCCCCCUUCCAAACCUGGCCCUCUGCGUCCCCGUGAGACGCCCCCUCCCCCACGGCCCUCCCCCCACACCAUCACACUCCAGGCGCCGGCCUUCCGGAACCUUCGGCUGCCUAAGAGGCUGCGGGUGGUGUACUUCCUGGCUCGCACGCGCCUGGCCCAGCGUAUCAUUAUGGUAGGCACAGUCAUCUGGAUUGGUAUCCUAGUCUACACUGACCCUGCAGGACUGAGGACCUUCCUGGCUGCCCAGGUGUCUGAGCAAAGCCCUCUUGGGGAGGCUGGGCUGCCCCCCCACCUCGGGGUCGCCCCUGUCUUCCCCGGAGGGGACCCCACCAGCACUCUGAGUGUGCUCCCCGCCCCCGAGCCCACCCCAAUUCCAGAGAACCAAUCCCACGGCCACGGGAGCCACGACGGCCGCAGCCCCCAGAUCACAUGGGGCCCAGAGGACGAGGAGGGCUGGAGAAGGCUGUCCUACCGCCACUGGCCCUCUCUCUUCAGCUACUACAACAUCACCUUGGCCAAGAAGUACAUCAGCAUCCUUCCAGUCAUCCCCGUCACGCUGCAUGUCACGUCUCAGGAGGCUAUCGAGAUGCGUCACCCCCAGGACACGCGUCAUGCCCCUCCCCUGCACCCCAGGGCCCCAGACCUGCAGACCGACCUCACCCUUUACAAAGUGGCAGCUCUGGGUCUGUUUGCAGGGGUGGUUCUGGUCCUGCUGCUCUUCUGUCUGUACCGUGUGCUUUGCCCACGGAACUACGGCCAGAACGGGGUACCACAUGGGAGACGUCGCCGUGGAGACCUGCCCUGCGAUGAGUACGGGUAUUCUCCACCCAUCAGCGAAAUCUCACCACUGCUACUGAGAGGACACAGCAUGGACAUUGAGUGUCUAGCCAGUGACGGGAUGCUGCUGGCCAGCUGCUGUCUGGCAGGACAGAUCCGUGUGUGGGACGCCCAGACUGGAGACUGCCUCACAGUCAUCCCCAACCAUGGCCUGCGUCGCUGCAGCAGCAGUGGUGGUUGGGAGCAGCGUGACUGCUGGGACCCCGUAUGCGACGGUCUGUGUGGGCUGGACGGGAGAGAGGUAGGAUGUGGUGCCGAUGCGGACGGCUAUCCCCUGAGGCGACGGCUGACUCCCUCUCGCCCUGCCCUGUUUGGGGACCAGCCCGACCUGACGCCGCUCAUCGACACCAACUUCAGCGAUAUGCCCCCCUCCCAGGCGCACCCACCAGCCGGGUACGAUUUCGGGGGGCUGGUGGAGAGGGCGUACCAGGAGCACGAGCCCUCGCCCCCUCUGGCUUACACACCGGUGGGCACGCCUCCCCAGCACCAGCACCAGCACCAGCACCACCACCACUACCACCAACGGCGCCACAGCCUGGGGGACCAGCCCGUCCUUCCCCCGGAGCGCCUGGUACACGGACCCCCAGACUGGGACAGCUCCGUGUGGGCCAUGGAGCUGAGGGGCAACCUGAUUGCAGCUGGGAGGAGCAGUGGGAAACUAGAGCUGUGGGAUGCAGUGGAGGGCUCCUUGAGAUGCAGCAAUGAGGAAGGAGUUUCAGGGAUUACCGCACUGGCCUUCCUCAACAACAGGAUUGUAGCAGCCCGGUUGAAUGGAUCACUAGAUUUCUUCACCGUGGACAUUAACAAGCCUCUUGGCUUGCUUCAGUAUCGAGGCCCUCCAGGGCGUGGCAGUCUGCCUCCCUCGCCGUGUUACAGCAGUGAGGAUGUGAUCAGCUGCCAGCUCACGCGCUCCGUGCAGUGUGCCCAUCAGAAGCCCAUCACUGUGCUCAAGGCCGCCGCCGGCAGGGUGGUCACAGGGAGCCAAGACCACACAGUCAGGGUGUACCGUUUGGAGGACUCCUGCUGUCUCUUCACCCUGCAGGGCCAUUCUGGAGGCAUCACUGCCAUCUACAUAGACCAGACCAUGGUUCUGGCCAGUGGGGGGCAGGAUGGAGCCAUUUGCUUGUGGGACGUCCUGACGGGUAGCCGGGUGAGUCACGUCUAUGGUCACCGUGGCGACGUGACCUCGCUGGUGUGCACUACUUCCUGUGUGAUUAGCAGUGGGCUGGACGACCUCAUCUGCAUCUGGGACCGCAGCACUGGCAUCAAGCUCUACUCUAUUCAGCAGGAGGUGGGCUGUGGGGCCAGUCUGGGGGUGAUCUCCGAGAGCCUGCUGGUGACGGGCGGCCAGGGCUGCGUGUCCUUCUGGGACCUGAACUUUGGGGACCUGCUGCAGACCGUGUACCUGGGCCAGAGCAGCGAGGGCCAGAGCGUGCGGCAGCUGCUGGUGCUGGACAACGCUGCUAUCGUCUGUGACUUUGGCAACGAGCUCAGCCUUGUCUACGUGCCCUCAGUUCUGGAGAAGCUGGACUGAGCACGCUCAGGAGGAAGAAGAGAGGACAGAUAGAGGGACCUCUCUCAGGCUGGACGACUGCUUCAGCCUGACUGCACUGAUGACACUGUCUCUCACUCUCUUUUUUUUUUCAAAUGUCUGUCUGUCUGUCUGUCUGUCUGCCUUUCUGCCUCUGUCUCUCUCAGCUGCAGUUUGAGCUUUCACUUUUUUUUUUUUUUUUUUUAUCACAUCAGAUGUGACUAUUCUCUUCUCCCCUCCAUGGCCCCAAUCAUCCUUCUGUGCCACACAGGCAGGGGAGGGGAGACUGUGUGUAGCAUUCUUCCACUGCUGUCCCGUCUCUGUACAUAGAUGUGCAGAGGCAGAUAAAUAGUCUGCAGUCUGUCCAAGGCAGAAGGACAGACUCCAUCCUCUGCAGAGGGGCUCGCUCUAUGGAGCAUGACUGCCUUGGGUGGGGGCUCACAAUUUUUUUUUUUUUGUUGUUUCUGCUGGCCUCUAGCUUUUUUUCAAAGCAGUUUUGUAUAUUUUGUCAGUUUUUUUUUUGGUAGAGCAUGGACAUCCUCCAGCAGAAUGUGUUUCUACUCCUCAGAGGAUGGUGCGAACGCUGCUGCUGCUGGAGGUCGUGCAGUGUAGGCCAGCCAGGGGUCUCAUCAGAGUGGAGCAGCCUGCCCUUAGUGUGAUGGACCCACGGCUGGGAAUGGUUUGCAGCUGUACGCCCAUGGGCAGCAGUCACUAGCACCAGGGUGAAUGCGAUAAAGGUGUGUGUGUGUGUGCUGAUUGUGUGUGUUUGCCAGGGAUGAAUAAGAAGGUAAUGGUGUUUGGUAAAAAAUGAAAUGCGAAGACACUGUUAAUGAACAAAAUCUAAAGGUAUAUGUUUGCGUGGUGUGUGUGUGUUGGAUGUGAUGGAUUGAAAGAUACUGUAAUCAUUGUUACCUCCAGGGGGGGUUGUUAUUUCUUCUUUUUUUUAAAUGGUUAAAUCUAUUAUUUAUUAGUGAUGGAUUUAUAAACAAUUUUAACACAAUUUGUAUGAAACUGCUAAACUUGACCCUUGCCUCUUGCAUAAUAAUUGACGAGGUCAGAAGUGUUAAUGUAAAAAAUCUAAUCCUUUAAUUGAUGAACGUAAACGUUUAAUAAUAUGACAAUGCAUAUAAAAUGAAUAUCAACAGGAGCUGAGAGUUUAGAUUACAGGUGAGUCAGGGUCUUUAUCGUCGGUGGGUGGGUUACUUCUCGAACCAUGUAGUUGUUCUCCUGGGAACCACGACCAGGCCCAGAGUCUUGAUUCAGGAGGAUAUUUGUGCUGUUGACGUUCAUCAUCAUAAUAUGUUUGUGUCGGUCACGAUAAAGCUGAUCUCUAUAUCAUGAUAGUGCUUACUUCUGUGCUUUGGUUGGUAUAAAAGGUGUGGAGGCCUACCUAAACACUGGCUAUCCAGCUAAAGGUGUGGAGGCCUACCUAAACACUGGCUAUCCAGCUAAAUCUUUAGACAGUGAUUGUAGCUGUAUUCAGGAUUGGCCAUUUUAUUUUUUUCCAUGUUUGUAGAAAGACUGGUCUUGAUUUGCUUGCCAACAAUGUUUUUAAUGGCUGAUUGGAAGGACAGGCCAGUCCAGUUCAACAGAGAUUACAGAGAUCAACUGUAGCAGUUGUAGUUCCAGGGGAAUUGGUCUAUCAUGAAACCAUAGACAGGGACCAGAUGAGAGUUACUGUAUUUAGUGUUUUUAGGUAAGCAACAGCAUGCUUGAGGUUUCUGAGAUGAGUGGACCAGGUGAAGCAUAAGCCUUUUUAUUCUUGUGUCUCGAGUGAAGUCCACGUGAGCCGACUGGUUCCUAGGAGGAUGUUUUCUAGACGUUAAAGCAGACCCACCUGCUGAGGCCUAACCGCAGAAGGAGAAUGUACAACUGCAGUCAAUUCUGCAGUCACAUAAACCCACAUCCACGUAUACACACUACCCAUACAAAAGUCUCAUUUAACAUGCACACUCAAAACACUAACACAUUCAUUAACAUUUGCACAUUCAAUCCAGAUAUGUAAGCGGAGACGUUAAUACACUAAUACAAAAUCACACAUAUUCUCAAAUGCCAUUUGUCCACAUUUCUUCUGGUCCUCAAAGGAUCACAAAAGUAGUUAUUUAAAGCACCUUUUAAAGCUAUUUGAAUGGUAUCCAUGGUUGUUUGGAUGCUAAGUUGUGCAGAACAGCUUAGUGGACGGAUGCAAGGUUUACUUAUUUGGAUUUGAUUGGUUUGGAAAGCAAGAACACCCAUA